Messenger RNA from Schistocerca gregaria, 3239 nucleotides. It is a transcript of the gene TfIIS, whose product is annotated as transcription elongation factor S-II. Lineage: Eukaryota; Metazoa; Arthropoda; Insecta; Orthoptera; Acrididae. Gene Ontology annotation, biological process: transcription elongation by RNA polymerase II; DNA-templated transcription. Gene Ontology annotation, cellular component: nucleus. The coding region runs from base 1014 to 1754 and encodes 246 amino acids. Gene Ontology annotation, molecular function: zinc ion binding; nucleic acid binding. The transcript is spliced from 6 exons. The record is from RefSeq and is a predicted model, not a curated record.
GCUAAUGUAUACACACGCACAAUUUUUCGUUGGGCCACUGUUUUUGUUACGGACCUCCCUCAAUGGGAUUAGUGCUUUAUUCCACUCCAUAUGAAAAAAAUUAUUGAUGUUAUCGUGACAUCGAAAGACCUUACAGAUUUCUUGUAUGAUAAGUAUAGUUGUUUGGCGCGAAUUCUGUGUUUGAUAACAUUGGGAGUUUUCCAUAACAGUGUUACUUUAUUUUUUUUAAAAAAUGCUCAUUGUUUUGAGGAUAGCAGAAAAGAAUAGGGCUGUAGACAAUCGUAUUGCAAAAAAAUACGUUUUUUAAUUACAUUGCAUUCAAUAAACCGAACAGUUCCACGCUGUAAUAGUAACUUGUCGACCAACAGGACAUUUUGAUUUAUAGUUAUUUGGAAUUAAAUGUGUUAUGUAAACAUAAAGUUCAAACAGUAGCAGUUUUCCCAAACGAAUUCCUUUGCCAGAAAAGUUUGUGCGUUUUAUAUCACCGAAAAUACAAAGCUGGUGUAGAAAUAUAUAGCCCAGCCCAGUCAUGAAUAAUACUCAAGAUACUAUAAUUUAAUCCAAAUCUUAAUAAAUGCAUAAGCUUAAUAUACGAUAUCAAGUCACCAUUCGAGGCUCAAUUGCCCAUAUUUGUAUGAAGGACUGUACCGUUUGAUAGUUCAUGCUGAAGAACCUUCCUGUUUGUAGGAUGGGGCCUACACAAUAAAUAAAUAAAACUAAGUAUUGGUGUUAAUCUCAUCAGCCUCAUCUCUACCUUCUUAUGAUCAAAUGUGUUCGUUUUGUUAUUUUCCUUUAAUUCUGCCUGUACACUUGAUUGAGCAUGCUUCUUCCCCUUGUGAGUUGUUUUCCAUUUGUGUUUUUGUUCAUUCUCAGUUAAAGACAUAGGAACAUCGACAGCUGCUUUUCCAUUAUGAAGUCCUCCAUGCAAGGGUCAGGAGCAAGCUUUAGACUUACUAAAAGUCUUACAGAAAUUGCCAGUGAACUUGGAGGUUUUGACAAAGACAAGGAUUGGUAUGACUGUUAAUGCCCUCCGAAAGUCUAGUACAGAUGAGGAAGUGAUAAGUCUUUCAAAGACUUUGAUAAAAAACUGGAAGAAGUUUCUUUCAGGAUCCAGUACACCAAACAGUAAAGAUUCGGGAAACAGUUCCAAAAAGACAAAAGAGAAAGAUGAGAAACCUAAGGAGACUGAAAACAAGGAAAAAGAAAAGGAGAAGAAGCCUGUUCCAACGACAUUCCCUCCUGUGUCUUCAAAUACAACUGAUGCAGUUCGCCUAAAGUGUCGGGAAUUGCUCGCUGUGGCAAUUAGAGGGGAUGGUGAAAUACCUGAGGGAUGUGCAACUCCGGAAGAACUGGCGGAGGAACUAGAAGAAGCAGUCUUUCACGAGUUUCGCAACACUGAUAUGAGAUAUAAAAACAGAAUACGUAGCAGAGUUGCAAAUCUAAAAGAUGUAAAAAAUCCUGGCCUCAGGAUGAAUUUCCUUGUGGGGGUCAUAUCUGCCAAUAAAUUAGCUGUAAUGACAGCAGAGGAAAUGGCAAGUGAUGAGAUGAAGAGCUUAAGGAACAAGUUCUUGAAGGAGUCUAUCAAUGAUGCCCAGCUGGCUACUGUUCAGGGAACAAAGACAGACUUGUUGAAAUGUGGGAAGUGCAAGAAGAGGAAUUGUACAUAUAACCAGGUUCAGACAAGGAGUGCUGAUGAACCUAUGACAACAUUUGUGAUGUGUAAUGAAUGUGGAAACAGAUGGAAAUUUUGUUAAAAGAUCUCUCACAGUAAAACUACUUGAAAUGUUCGCAUGUUAAUUGCCCACGAAUGUUAGAGACCUAUAACUUGAAGCUAAAAUGUGUGUUCAUUAUCCUUCAGUAUGUUAAUGUCUCCAUUUUAUUGCUUACAUGAUAAGACUUAAACAGUGUAAGAUGAUUGUACAAAUUUAACUUCAUUUGGGGUUGUGUGGUGCUAGAUUCACAUGACACGUUCAUGAUACUGAUCAAAACUGUCCAGAAUCAAUAUAAAUUAUAAACAAAUAUUCCACCAGUGAUUGAUAUUCACUUUUCAUCAGGUCGUACAUCUGUUGCAUAAAUGUUUCACAGUGGUGUGUAAGCUAUCGGAAGCAUUCUAUAAACUUAUAAUUGUAUAAAAAAGAAAUCCAAAUAUGAUUCAUGAUUGCAGCAUCAGGUUGCUUUUUGUUUUCACAAGUCGUCGUAUAAGUAAUGCAGUGGUGAGAUUCCACACUCGUUUAAAUGUAAUCAAGAAUGUGAUUCUUGUAGACCAAGACACUUUAGGGUUAAUGAUUACUGAUGACAUGCAGUAAGACAGGUUUACUGUACACUUUCACAUUUAUUAUUUGCUUUUCCCUUUUUUUGUUUUGUUUUUGAUUUUUAGUGGUAACUUAAUAAUCUUCCAUUUCACUCCUCCACCCUCCUCCCUCCCUCCCUCCCUCCCUCCCUCCCUCCCUCCCUCCCUCCCUCCCUCCCUCCCUCCCUCCCUCCCUCCCUCCCUCCCUCCCACCCUUCCUCGCUUGCUCCCUCCCUCCCCAUUCAGCAUUAUUCUUCUUGAAAAGUGAAAGGAAAAUUCUGGGAAUUUAUGCUUCUACUUUUCCUUUCAAACAGUUAUUCUCAUUUCCGUAGCUGGUAUUUCUAUACCAGGUAGAGCUUUGUCUAUAAUCUUUGUGUGUGUGUUUUGAGUGAAUAUUAAUGUUAUAAAGUCAUUACAUUUAUUGUAGUAACAAUAAAUUAAGAUAAAUCUGUUGAAAUUGGAGAUCCUUGGAGGUCUUGGUGCUACAGUAGUUGUGCACCAGUUUAUGGUCUUGGAUACAUUUUGAUCAGAAAUCAUGCUUUUGAUGUAAAUACAGAUGUUGCUUUUUUGUGUACUCAUUGAUGACAAUUAUGUUUUAAUAAAAUUUUUUACAUACAUUGUUUUAAUCCCAAGAUGAACUUGUGAGCAAUGUAUCAGACACACUGUAUAAUAUUGAGAAUGACAUAUAGUUGUGUUAGCUAUUACAAAUAAUAUUACAUAGAGUGGGUUAACUGAGUUUUCAGUACCUUGUGCACUUUUGUUUGCUAUCAGCUCAUUGAACUCCGUAUCACAGUAUCUAUUUCUAUUCAAUUUAAUGCCAAGUUCUGUGACAUCAGUGCUAAUGUGUUAAAUAUAAACUUCAAGGUCUGUGCUUCAAACACUUAUUUGAAUUUGUUUUUGUUCAGUAACUCAGUAGAACUGUAACAUAAAAUAAAUUCUUUACUUUGUA